This is a messenger RNA of Eimeria acervulina, 585 nucleotides long. Its product is annotated as Coiled-coil domain-containing protein lobo homolog, related. Bases 1 to 585 code for a protein of 194 amino acids. Gene Ontology annotation, cellular component: motile cilium. The record is from RefSeq and is a predicted model, not a curated record. Gene Ontology annotation, biological process: cell motility. The transcript has 6 exons. NCBI's taxonomy places the organism in Eukaryota, Apicomplexa, Conoidasida, Eucoccidiorida, Eimeriidae.
AUGACUGCCCAUUUGAACGUACACCGCAACACGCGGAAGGAGUUCAAGACCCCUCCAGGAGAAGACGCCUCAGGCUUUCAAAUAGAACUCCCAAAACCCUUGCGAUAUGAAGAACUGGAAAAGCUCGCGGAGGAGAGAAAGAGAGAAAGAGAAGCUAUGGCCUCCCUUUCCUUCUCAAGCGAAGAAGGAGCUGCUCGUGCUUCAGCAGCAGCAGCAGCAGCAGCAGCAGAAGCAGCAGCAGAAGCAGCAGCAAAGGAUCCGCUUAAAAACAAACGAAUUCAUUGCUGGGCUCUUGUUAAGGCAGGAACGCGAAAUGUCUCCACUGACCUCUUCAUAGACCCUCCCAGCGGUAGGAUUUACGAGCAGAGCAAAUCUCCUUUCUUAUCCGUUCAUUUUCUGUGGAAUCAGGAAAACUUCUGGGUCAAUAUGAGGCCGAAGCUCUCGGCGCAAGAGCUGAAGUUCUCUCUCUCUAACUCCCGUUUCUUUGAAUGUGCUCUUUGCAUGCCCCCAAAGCCCGAGGCCCGUGAAACACAGCUGGCUGAGUUCGGCUCCGAUCAGAAAACCCAACAUCUGAACGUAGGCUAA